Molecule: messenger RNA, 525 nt
Organism: Perkinsus marinus ATCC 50983
Lineage: Eukaryota; Perkinsozoa; Perkinsida; Perkinsidae
Exons: 3
Coding region: 1-525 (174 amino acids)
Source: RefSeq, a predicted model, not a curated record
AUGACAACCAGCAAGGCACCAGCCUCCAUCUCCGAGAAAGCUUCUACCCUCGCUACGGGCAAGGGGAUACCUGGCAUCGACCCUAAGCUCCCUACUCAUACCCCUCCCGCUUCCUAUGAUGUCCUCUCAAGUGGCAAGACCAGACCUGUGCAAGUGGCCAAGUGGCCUCCGAUGCCGGGUGGGGUCCCUCUCCCCAAGGGAGGCAUCGGCGGAGUAUGGCGGGGAGCUUUCGAGGUCGCUUCUGCAUACACCGCCUUCAAUCUUGAGAGACAACGCUUCGCUAAUAUCAGCAGGUUGGGCACCUUGUGUCGUGUGGUGGUCUGGCCAGUGAUCCCUCUCGUGGGGCUCUUCCACUACAUCCGUCAGCGUGACCGCGACUGGUAUGCUUUGGAACUGCUCAGGUCUAGAUGCAAGAGCGAAGACUGUGCUGCCUUCUACGACUGGACCAUGCCGGCCUCCUCUGGUCACUGGAGGAUGCAGAACGAUCUCGAGAUUAUUCGUCGAGCCGCAAACGUCGAAGACUGA